AUGCUAUUCUCUAGAGGUCCACGAGGUCUUGCAAUAAUUUUUGUCAUAUUGAGUUUUCUGACGAUUUAUUAUGGCUACUUGAGGCUUGAUGUACAUCCGAAGCUACACGAUGGCGAGCUCGCCGUACCACCUCAUGCGGAAGUUGUAGUAGAACCUGGAUGGCUAGCAGACGGGAAGCUUACAAAGUCUGCGGAGAAGGCGGUGUAUCCAUCAAUAUCAUCCCGCCCUCAGCCCAGCGCUACGCCCAACAUCGCCUCUACAGUGCCAAGUUUGGAGCCAUCAUUGUCAUCAUCUGACAUUUUGUUAAUCAUCAAGACGGGUGCAAGCACAGCAUGGCGUCGAAUGCCUGUGCAGCUGUUAACGACAUUAUCAAGUUUGCCAAACAUUGUAGUAUAUUCGGAUCUCCAAGAGAACCUUUCUCUUGAGAUCCAGACAGUGGACGUUCUGAAAAACGUGAGCGAUACUCUGCAGAUACAUGACACAUUUGCGUACGACAUAUACCAAGAUCUGCAUACCAACAUUCAUGCGUACAGAGAGCAAGCUCAACUCCCGGGUGACGAAUCUGAACUCCCGCUCGGGAAUAAUCCAGGCUGGAAACUAGACAGAUACAAGUUUCUUCCCAUGCUAGAGCAUGCUCAAAAGAAUUUUCCGGGUUUCAAAUGGACUGUGUAUAUUGAAGACGAUACUUUCGUCUUUUGGUCGAAUCUUCUCCCAUGGCUGGCAACACUCUCAGCUGACGAUGAACCGGCAUAUUAUGGCUCUUCCGCGGGAGAAAGCAAUGCGACGUUUGCGCAAGGAGGCUCAGGUAUCGUGUUCUCCAGGUCCUUGAUGAAGUCUGUUUUCUCUGGACCUAAAAUCCCCACUCUACAAGAGUAUGCCAAAUUCACCGCAAGCGAGUGUUGCGGUGACAUGGUUCUUGGUAAAGUCUUGCGUGAUCACAAUGUGCUUGUAAACAGAGGGGAGUAUGGCACAGGGUCAUUCAGACCUGAACCACCCUGGAAAACAGAAUUCAACGAGUUCUCAUGGUGCAAACCAAUCUUCACGUUUCAUCAUUUGCACCAGAGGGAUCUGAUGCAACUGGCAUUAUUGGAACGUCAACAUAGUCAAAAUAACCUUGUUUCGCGACCAAUUAUAUUUCGCGAUAUUUUCCUUCAAACAAUAUCACCUUACCUCAAAGACCGCCGUGAUGAUUGGGACAAUUCUGCAUCUCGUCACAAACUUACAGAGAAUAUCACCACGAUCACCAAUUCACCUUGGGAUCCACCUGCUCCCAUCGUGGAAGAUAAAGGUGCUCUUGAGCAGGCUUAUACUUCACCUGAAGCGUGUCUCGCGGCGUGCGUCGCAUUACCCACUUGCCGUAUUUGGAGGCACGAAAUCAAUAACGGAAAUGAGAAGAGCUGUACUUUGGAUGUAGCGGUAAUUUUAGGAAGAGAAAUUGAGGGACGGGCUUUGUGGGAUGAAAGAGUGAUUAAUAGUGGAUGGAUGAUCCAGCGAAUCAAUGAAACGUUAAUGGAGGAUAAGUGUGAGGUUGUUGCGCCACCUUAA
Messenger RNA from Botrytis porri, 1545 nucleotides. RefSeq lists its product as uncharacterized. The record is from RefSeq and is a predicted model, not a curated record. The transcript is spliced from 2 exons. The coding region runs from base 1 to 1545 and encodes 514 amino acids. Lineage: Eukaryota; Fungi; Ascomycota; Leotiomycetes; Helotiales; Sclerotiniaceae.